Messenger RNA from Synchiropus splendidus (mandarinfish), 5935 nucleotides. Its product is annotated as axin-1-like. The transcript has 14 exons. The coding region runs from base 951 to 3608 and encodes 885 amino acids. Lineage: Eukaryota; Metazoa; Chordata; Actinopteri; Syngnathiformes; Callionymidae. The record is from RefSeq and is a predicted model, not a curated record. Gene Ontology annotation, biological process: negative regulation of canonical Wnt signaling pathway.
GGCAAGAGGGAGGGAAGAAGACGCAGACGAGGAUAUCCAAGACAACAGCGGGACAAAGAUGGCGACGGCUUCAGCGACGGGACGUCUGCUGGCGUCCGGUCCCCCAAAUGGUCCGGACCGUGGUGGUGGCGGUGUCCGCCCCUCGAACAGUGACAGGACGACCGCCGGCAGGAUGCUCCGGCAGCAUGGAGUCAACCACGGCCGCCGCCGCCGCCGCCUCCUCCACCGCCGGGCUAGCACGCUCAGCUCCUGGUUACCAUGGAGAGGAAGUGGGGAGAGACCCAAGUGGGACUGUCCACGUCACGUGGCUCAUCUGUCCCCACCGUCUGCAGAUGGGACACACGCCCCACGGUGAAUGUUCUUCACUUGCAUGACGUCAUAACCUAACAACCCGCUUAACUUGGUUCAGUUCCGCAUGUAAGAAUCAAGAAUGAAGAAGAGUUUGGUAGACACGCCGCCUAGUGGCCACAAAAGCACACCGCAUGAGGGAAAACCUCACCUUAAAGGGACUCGCUUGGUUUUACCUCGCACUGUCAGCAUCGCUGAAUAUCAAGUGAGACGAUCGGUUCACAUGGGAACCGCAUAUCACCAUCGUGUCUCAUGUAAAUAUUUCAAUGAACUUUUUAAUUAGAUAUAAACAGCCAGUGUGCAAUUCUCGGAAUUCUAAUGAUGCUUCACACUCUCUCUCCUCCCCAACACACGCACACACUCACACGCACGCACACACAUGCGCGCGCACACACACGCAAACACGCACGCACGCACACGCACACGCAGGAGGAAGCGCGCAGCUCCUGGUUGAGACUGGACGCUCGGAGCUCGCGGUGUCCGGUCAGACACUUCCAGCGGUGAUGGACAACAUGACAUCAACACCUUAAAGGGUGAAUUGUUUCUCUGCAAAAUUUGUGCCCGAGGCGAGAGUCUGACCUCUGCCUUGUGCGACCAGAGACAUGAGUGUAGUCAGAGACUUGCAUGGGUACAGGGGCGGUGGCGGGGUUGUGACCUCGCUUGGCAGCCCCGCCCAUUUCACAGAGGAUGCUCCACGGCCGCCUGUACCUGGUGAGGAGGGAUCGGACGUGGACCCUCCGGGUCAGUCGGCCAACACCCGUCCAAACUCUUUUUCCCAAACCCAUGGCUUCCCUCUGCUGUCCUUAUCCUCCAAAAUGGGAGAUGCAUCAAGCUAUACGCCCUCAUCUUCAUCGGCCACCCCACGUCGUCCCGACCUGGACUUGGGUUACGAACCGGAGGGCUCAGCGUCUCCGACUCCACCGUACCUGAAGUGGGCCGAGUCGCUCCACUCUCUUCUAGACGACCAGGAAGGGAUCCAGCUGUUCAGAAAUUUCCUGUGCCAGGAAGGUUGCGCGGACCUCCUGGACUUCUGGUUCGCUUGCUCUGGCUUCAGGAAGACCAGCCAGGAGAAGAGGACCAAGCUGGCCAAGGCCAUCUACAGGAAGUACAUCGUGGACGGAGGUGGGAUCGUCUCAAAGCAGAUCAAACCAGCUACCAAGAGCUUCAUCCGAGACUGUGUGGGACGACCGCAUCCGGACCCUGCCAUGUUUGAACAGGCCCAGACGGAAAUCCAGGCCAUGAUGGAGGAGAAUACCUAUCCUUUAUUCCUGAAGUCAGAUCUCUACCUGGAGUACACACGGACAGGAGGAGAAAGCCCCAAGCCCAACCCUAGUGACCAGAGCCCUUCAUCGGGUCCCUCAAAGCCUGGACCUGGGUAUCUGCCCACACUGGCUGAAGAUGAGGAGUGGAGGUGUGGAGGAGGAACAAGGGAAGUGGAGCAGGAGAAAGCAGACGAGGAUUGCAGUGACACACCAGUCGGCCGUCUGACUCACAGUCUGCUGAUGCAAACGGUUCCACAGCGAACUGCGUCCAGCAGGAGGCGGCCGGACAGCCGAGAGUACAGACCCUGGAAGGAACCGGUGAACCCAUACUACGCUAACAUGGGCUACGCUCGUGCUCCCGCCACCAGCGCCAACGACAGCGAGCAGCAGAGCAUGUCCAGUGAUGCAGACACCAUGUCAUUGACUGAUAGCAGCGUAGAUGGUAUUCCUCCUUAUAGAUAUCGGAAGCAACAUCGAAAAGAGAUGCAAGAAAGUGCCAAAGCUAACGGACGUGUGCCCCUACCUCAUAUACCUCGCACGUAUCGCAUGCCAAAGGACAUUCAUGUGGAGCCCGAGAGGUUUGCAGCGGAGCUGAUCAGCAGGCUGGAGACCGUUCUCAGAGAGCGGGAGGCUCAGGAACGGCUGGAGGAGCGGCUGAAAAGAGUUCGACUGGAAGAGGAAGGAGAUGAUGCUGACGUCUCUGUGACGACAUCGAUGUCCUCUCACAGUCUGGCCCUGCCCCUCCCCUCCUCCUUCCCCCCUCUCUACGGGGCUCAUUAUUCAGAGACCACUGCGAACUCUGCAUCAGUGACCACCUACGGAGGUCUUGUUGCCAUGGUGGAUUCCCUCGACGACGACCCGGAAUCAAUAUUAGAUGAGCACGUGCAGCGCGUGAUGAAAACGCCGGGCUGCCAGUCGCCCGGGGCAGUCAACAGCACCUUAGGAGGAGGCGGUCGCCACACUCCUCCCAAAUCCUCGCGGUCGCCUGACGGUGGGAUCACACAGCCUCACCACGCCUUGCACAGAGGGACUGGCCAUGUUCCUCUUCCUCCAGCCGGUGUCAGAGGUGUGCACCACCACAAACCCUUGUACCACCACAGAGGAAGGGAAGGGCAGGAAGAUCCAGGGUCCAGGUCUCAGCCCAACUUCCUUUGGAACGGAGAGCCUACCAGUCAGUACCCUGGGAGGAGUAGGAACUACGCAGAUGGAGCUGGUUCCAGCACACUCGAGGGAAUGGGCUACAGCAGUAAAGGAAGCACGCUUACGAGGCGAGGCAAGAAGACGGCCGAGACACCCAGUAAAGGGGACGAGUGUGGAAGAGUUCUGGAAGCCCCAGUGCCAAUGGAGGACCUGGAAAGGAACCAGAAGAUCUUGCAAUGGAUGAUGGAUGGAGACAGACAAAGAAAGAGCUCCCAUGGCGGCAGCACCAGCAGCUCCAGGAGAACCGGCCCCAGCAGCGAGUCGCCACGACCCACUUCGGUGGAGCGACCGGGCGCCGUCCACCCCUGGGUGUCCGCUCAGCUGCGCAACAACCCCUCAUCUGUCACCGCAGCCAUGCCCUCCCUCCCAUCCUCCACCCAGGUACAGCCCUCGCACCCCUUCAUCCAGGACCCCGCCAUGCCCCCCAACCCUGCUCCCAACCCACUCACCCAGCUGGAGGAGGCUAGGAGGCGGUUAGAGGAGGAGAGGAGGAGAGCAGCACUGCAGCAAGCUAAGCAGAGGCACAAGCCUGGUAAGCGCAUCCAGUGUGAGAACAUGACGGUCGCCUACUACUUCUGUGGAGAGCCGAUUCCAUACCGAACAUCAGUCAAAGGCCGUGUGGUGACUUUGGGCCAGUUCAAGGAGCUGCUUACCAAAAAGGGCCAGUACAGGUUCUACUUCAAGAAAGUGAGCGACGAGUUCGACUGUGGUGUUGUUUUCGAGGAGGUCCGUGACGAUGACGCCAUCUUGCCCAUCUUCGAGGAGAAGAUCAUCGGAAAGGUGGAGAAGGUUGACUGAAUUUUCAAACGUGUUUAUGCGGGGAACAGAGAAUGAUCAAGUGAAGGAUGAGUGGGCGAACAAGGUUCGAAUGGAAACUCGAGCGAAAGCAAGUAGCGAGAUGGAAGAAGCCAAGUUUGACGGAAGGUAGAUUGAGCUGCAUGAUAGAAGCUCACGGAUGUGGUCGUUGUUUUUAGUGCGUAUCUGGAAAUAUUUGCCUGGAUCAAACACACACACACAACGCAAAAACGAAAAUCGCCAGAUCAAACAGGAUUGAAGAAAAGGGACGCAAAUAUUCACACGCGUCCUGGUGGAUCAAAACCAGAUUGUCUUCCACUGCGCGGGAUGGAAACGGGUGAGAGACGGACAGAAGUCUUCCGCUCCUGCUCUCGAGGAGUUCUGUCCUCCGCAGACCAUAAUGAUGCUGCUACAUUACCACGAAAAACUGUUACCGGUGCUUGGGACAAGGAGAAAGCUGUUUAAAUCAGAUUUGCUGCCUUUUGCUGCCUCUGCUCCUCAUACCGGCGGCAAGAGGAGAGAGCAGGGGAUUCUGGGACGCGGACCCUCGCAGAGAAGCUGUCCCUCGAUUCCUAGAUGUCAUGUAGUGUUCUCAACCUCCAGACCACAGUUCUCUACAUUACUUGUUUACCAAAGCUACGUAUUUUUGAUAAGUAUCACAGCUACUUUUUAUUUUGGAUGUAAAGGCAGGUACUAUUUGCUUAUUAACACAGGCUAGUUCAUAUCUCGACGUAAAUGUUGUUGUGUUUGAUGAAGUUUGUCAUUUCAGGACCUUGUUUUUUUUUUGUUUUUUUUUUCCCCUCAUCAGUCCCAUUUCUGUACCGUUUACCUCAAGUCUGCAUUUCCUGGGCUGGACUUUUUCCUCAUACAUGUCUGGCAGACUGCUGGAGAGCGUUUUUAUGUUCACUUAUCCAAGUCGCUUCACUUGUCUCUCCGUAAAGGUGCCUGUUUUCCUGCCUGGCUAGUGCCAUUUCCAAUAUUUAUUGAGGUGUUUUGUUGUGAGAGUGAAAGCCCAUGCAGUGUGUACCCAAACCAGCCAAAGAGCAUAUCAUGUAAGCCUUCACGUGUGUGAGCAAAAAAACAGUUGUCAAAUUUCUCCGUUUUUAUUUUAUUUUUUUUUAAUGAAGCCGGCGGGAACUAAGCAUAACUGCUAUUAAUGCUUUUGUGUUUUGCCUUUACAGUCCUUAAAUGUCAUGUCUCCGGUGAUGCAAAAAUACAACUACGUUUUCGGGAUCUUAAAUCUCUAGAUGGUGAAUUUUGUAUAGUGUUCAUAAACACUUUAUACAUGUCCUGAAGUGACUCUAGAUGAAUGUAAUUCAAAACAAACAUGGAAUAUAGUUGCGUUAACACGCCACAUGCGUUCACAUUGUUCAAGUGAUGGCGAUAGAGAGGUAUGGAGCUGCCAUUCAAUUAUUUUUGUCGUCUCUGAUGAAUACGCUUAAAUAUAAAAAUUGAAUAUUUAAAAAGGAAAUGUAAUCCCAAAACAAGAAUAGAUCCACUCACUAUAAAGCAGUAAAUAUGUGGAAGCCCACUGAGUGUCGGAGUUGAUGUCAAGCUUUAUUUUGAACGUGUUUUUAAGGAUGAGUCGGUGUCCAUGCCCAUUACAUUUUACUGCAGACCGUUGUCACAUCAUAUUGCAGUUGUGAAUCUUUAUGGUUUAACUGCCUGUAGCUUUCAGAAUCUGUGGGGAAACAGACCUGUGAAAUCACUGAAACUAUAUUUCUUGUUUGAGGAAGAGAAGCUCUGUGUUUGGUUAGCGGUGGAUCGUAUUGAAUGUUUUCAUCAUGAGGCUGGAAUGUUCUACUUCAAACCCACAUUAUGCCUUCAAUAUAAAAUUAUGUAUUUGUUUAUAAGAAAAAUGUAAUUUUAAUAAUCAGCAUCAUGUGCUUAUGAGGAAUGUUUUCCCAAAUUAGUUAUUUAGUUGUUUUUUUUUUGUUUGUUUUUUUUACGCUCUGCAAGCGGCAGAACGAGUGGUAAUUCUCUAACAAAUGCAAAUUUGCUUUGUCAAUUUGGUGUGAAACACAGUGCCUUUAUCCUUUUUAAAAAUAUGUUUAUUGAACCAGUCUAUGCUUUUUAUGUUUUUAUUUUCAGUCCAGUUUUCUCAGCUGCCUGCAUUCUAGCUCACCUGGGUUCUGAUCAGUUCUCUACUGUAAAUAUGUACAUUACCAUUUCAUACAUGUUCAGACUUACAACACACGGUCAUGGUGUUUUUUUUUUUUGUUUUUUUUUUCUCAACGUAAAACACCAAGACGUCACUGUGCUGUUCCACUUGUACAUUUCUUUUCAAAAGGUACUUCAUAAUAAAGAUGUCAAAUAAACAAGUGAUGUCU